AUGAACUGCGGUGUGGAUUUGGAAGAAGCAUUUUGGCGGGAAAUUUUCAAAAAAGCUGAUGCGAAUCAUGAUGGACGGAUCAGUAAAAAGGAGUUUAAAAAAUACAUGAAACAAUACGGAGGCUCUACAUUUUCUACGAAAGAUUUGCAAACAAUUUUCAGUUACUGUGAUGGAGAUGGGAGUGGUUACAUUGAUUUUAAGGAGUUCAUAAAAUUUAUGCAAGUUGGAAGAUCUGCAUAA
Trichobilharzia regenti is the source of this 240-nucleotide messenger RNA. The record is from the annotation of a GenBank genome assembly. Lineage: Eukaryota; Metazoa; Platyhelminthes; Trematoda; Strigeidida; Schistosomatidae.